This is a messenger RNA of Bursaphelenchus xylophilus (pine wood nematode), 2520 nucleotides long. NCBI's taxonomy places the organism in Eukaryota, Metazoa, Nematoda, Chromadorea, Rhabditida, Aphelenchoididae. The record is from the annotation of a GenBank genome assembly.
AUGCCGAUCCUUCCUUCGAUCGAACGGCCUCCGCCGGACGGGGCCAGAAGACCAGAAGACUACGGUAAGUCUAAAGAGUUAAAGACGAAUUAACGCCAAAUACCUCCAAAAAUAUAACAAUUGCUGCGUAAAGCGGCGAAAAUGCCCAUGGUUAGGGACCAUCGAGUUGUUGAUGUACUGCUCUACAUGUUCGACCGUAACUCCGGGAGCCCAUUGCCGAGAGAGACAAGAAGAGGAGGCAAUCCAGGUAAGCCGUUUUAUAAAGUUUUAAUUUGAAAGACCUCAGGGUCACAAGCGGCCUCGCAUUUUAUAUAUCAUUGUAAAAACCUCAGGGACGGAAAUAGGGGAAUUAAUUAGGACCUCAGGGUCACACUUCGCACACAACUAAAACUGUGAAUGUUCAAGCCGACCCAGAAAGGUCUGAGUGGACGCUCUAGGGGAUCAGCGGUCACUGUCUCAAAUACAGCGUAGCAAGAGCCCGCGGCCCGUUGCCUCGGGGCCGCGCUGGUCCUCAUGAACGCUCCGAUAAGCCCUCCCAUCAAUAGGGGCCACGCUGCCCUAAGAAAACGCAACAACAUUCACCGUCUGUGAGUUCUUUUUUUUAACCACCCAAGUGGCGGUGUAUGACGUAAAUUUCGUCGUAGAGCCGGAUGUUCUGUACUACGGAGAGGGGUGUCGUAACACAUUCAAAUGACCAACUCGUAAAAAUGGAGCCUCGAAAAUCUGCAAUGCCCCCUGCCUGAAGGAAAAAUAUUUUCGUCAAGAUACAGUGGAAGACCAUAAAAACAUUAGAAAUACCAAACAUGGAUAUUUCAUUAACGUAAAACGCACCAGAAUUCAUACAGUUAAUGCACAGCGUAAACUGCUGUCAAUAAAUUUUGGUUUUUAACAUACGCUGUAUAAUAUAAAUCCAAGAGAAAGUGGUAUACUACUAGGUCUACGUGAUAAAACGUUCGUAAAAUUGGAGCCUCAAAAAUCUGCAAUGCUCCGUGGCUGAAAAUUAUGAAUGAUUGGAUGAGAUGACUCCGUGAGAAAGUAUAUUCUACUGUCGGCACAUUCCAGGGAACAACGAAAAAGGUGAUCAUAGUCGCUCCUGUAAGAUCCUGCCAGACUACGAAAUCGGAAGCCCCGCCGCCAACCCAGGUAUCUACACGUGGCGGGGGUACUCAUUCAAUUUAAGGUAGUUGACCUACCGCCCCUCAAAAAAUGCCUCGCCUUGUUGACUGACAUCGUCGACGAGAUUUUUUCUAUUGAAACAAGGUAUGGGACUUUUCAAGCGCAGAUUGUACUCUCCAUUUGGUCUCCUCAUUAAUUCUUAUUAUUGUAGGGUUACGUUCGAAUAAAUAAAUAUAUCUAUAAGAACACUAACGUAACUCCAUGAAGACCAAAAUUGAGCCGCGCGUCGGCCAACCCGUUGUUGCGCAACUAGCGCAGUUGACCGGAUAUGUCGAGAAUUGAGCCGCGCAAAAUAUGAGCCCAAUUUUCCCCAAGACAACAAGUUUUGAUUUAUUUGGAAGCUUUUUUAGAUUUGCGGGCACACAAAUAUUUUUAGAACUUUUUUUGCUCGCAAAUAUUUUUUCCGCCAAAAAUCCGUUUUCCUGCUAACAAAUCGGCCUCAAUUGCCGUCAAAACGAUCCUAGCGCUUAAUCUUGACAUUGUAACCAAGGUUUUUUCAUUACAGUGACUCACGAAAGAUUUUAGAGCAUUUUUUAUCUGCAUCCAAAAGUUUUCAAACUUUUUUUGCCCGCAAAUUUAGCCGAGUACUUCGAUUUCUCAUUCCAUGGAUCGGAAAAAAAAUUUGGAGCAUCCCUCAUGGUAUGAUAAUCUGAACGUAGUUGAAAUUUAUUUGUUUUAGGAAAUGCAGAAAACCCCGCCAGAAGUUUUUAUGAUUACGUGAAAUCCAUCACUCAACCAUGUAAAGCAACAAUCGGCAUCGCACAUAACUCUGGUCGCUACGAUCUGCAUUUAAUCGUAAAACAUAUCCUGGCUGAAAAUCGUAAGUUUUUUAGUACGAAAAAAAAACUUUUUUCGAAACUUAUAUUACGGACUAUAGUCUGUUCGUCUGUCAAGUUUUGGAUCUUUGAUCAGCCUUCUUCUCUUUAGAUUUCCUGAAAUCGUCGACGAGAUUUUUUCUAUUGAAACAAGGUAUGGGACCUUUCAAGCGUACAGGUCUAUCGUGAAGACCGAAAUUGAGCCGCGCGUCGGCCAACCCGUUGUUGCGCCAGUAUAACAGGAUGGGCAGAUACGAUGAAUUGCCAGGAUGCGUAAAAUCCGAAGAACCAAAAAGAGCCCAGCUCUUUUACUUAUAUAACUGUGGGGAGACUUACUAGACGGUACAAAGUCCCAUCACUCUUUAUCUUCAGUGGCGGGAAGAGAGACAGUGGCUUAACGAAGCGACCUACCCGAGAUUACGCCUGAAGAAACAUCACUACAUGCGUAAGAGGGCAUGAAGUAGCCUGAUCCAAUUUGUAUUUAGAUUUUUGUGUGCAGAGGUACGGCCGCCUCGGAGGUGCCAGCUAG